AUGGAGACUCCCCACGCCCGCUGCCUCGACUCCUCCACUUACGACACCACCUUCGACGGCUUCUGCGCCCCGACAAUCCCCGUGCUCGUCCACCGUGAUGCCCGGUUGGCCGACCGCGGCGCCUUCCGCGCUCAGCGGGACUGGCAACACAUCUGUGACGCCGGACUGCCGCAGGGGUUUUCCGGCAUCUCCGGGCCAGAGCACAAUUACGUGGCGACCGCGAUGCCGGGCGUGUUGCCGGAGCGCAUCGAGCUUGUGUCGUAUAUGGUGGAGCUAAUGUUUAUUGGCGACGACGUGGUUAACGAGGCGGAGUCGCCCGCGGCUGUGGCGGGGCCGAUGAUGAUGGGGCUUUUGGCCGCGUUGCGGGCAGCGCGGAGGGCCACGGAGAACGGGAAUCGGGAGAGUGUGUCGGCUUCAGCGUCACCGGCUGAGAGGGUGUGGACUUCAGUGGCUACCGCAUUAUUUGAGAUGGACCGGCCCCGGGCUGAGGAAUUGGCAAGGUGGUUUGAGAAGAUGGUUACAGUAUUGGUGACGCAGUUCGAUGAUGAGAAGCAUUUUGAGAACGUGGAGCAGUAUCUUGAAUAUCGGCGGAUGAACAUGGCCUCCCAGUUUUCGUUCGGGUUGGUUUUGUUUGGUAUAGCAGCCGAUAUCCCCAAAGACCAGCAGGAAGUCUGCUUCGAGCUCACGCAGGCCUUCUGGAUGCAAACUUGCCUCGUGAACGACAGCCACUCGUGGGGGCGUGAGCGGGAUGCUGCAGCGGCAGCUGGCCAGAAAUGGGUGAGCAACGCCAUUUGGGUGCUCAUAAACAAGCACUCGAUGACCCACGAAGCUGCCCAGGCGUUCUGCCGCCGGAAAGCCAGCAAAUACGCUGCGGAAUAUGAGCGAACAGUUGCGCAAGCCAUGGACAGAGACGACCUCUGCCGCGACGCCAAGCGCCUACUCGACAAUUUCAGGCUCGGCAUGACCGGGAACGUGAUCUGGGGUCUGCAGUGCCCUCGAUACCAGAAGCGCCGGAAGUUAACCGAGGAUCAGCUCCAGAUGAAGGAGGAAAUCAUGGGAGAGACGGAAACCUUCGGCUGGACUCGUGACCAGAUCGUCGGUGUUGAUGAUCAACCCGAGAUCCCCCCCUUCCCCUUCUCCGACACGCUCCCCAAACGCAGCUCAUGCAUAAACGGCCCGCCAAACGACAUGCUAACCAACGGUUCCGCUGUCCCUGCAACCCGUACCAAGAAACCACUCACCUCAAACGCCGGCAUCGUGCGAGAUGUCCCUGCUCUCAAUAUCCAGAUCCUCACCGCCCCAUCACAGUAUCUCGACUCCCUGCCCGGGAAAGGCAUCCGCGACAAAACCAUCGGCGCCCUGAACACUUUCUACCAGGUCUCUCCGCAACAACAAGCGACGAUAUCCAGAGUCAUCGAUCUCCUGCAUGGCGCCUCGCUGUUGCUUGACGACAUCCACGACUCGUCCCAGCUCCGCCGGGGCAAGCCGGCGACCCACCGGGUGUUUGGGGUCAUGCAGACCAUCAACACAGCGGGGUAUCGAUUCUUGGACGCUUUGAAGGAGGUGUUGAAGCUUGAUAACGAACGGUGUAUGGACAUUUUCUGCGAGGAACUUGAAAACCUGUAUCUCGGACAGAGCCAUGAUGUGUCGUGGACGUCGACUCUGGAGUGUCCGAGCGAGGAGGAAUAUCUCUCCAUGGUGGACGGCAAAACAUCGGCACUUUUCAGAAUGUCGGUCGCCAUGUUGGAUGCCCUGUCAGAUCAUCCCCAAAAGCCAGACAUCGCCCAGCUCAAUCGCUUCAUGAACCUGCUAGGGCGCAUGUUCCAGAUCCGUGAUGACUACAUGAACCUCACUUCAGCCGAGUACACCAAGCAAAAAGGCUUUUGCGAGGACCUCGACGAGGGGAAAUUCUCGUUGCCCCUCAUCCACGCCCUAGGACGCUGCGAAGACGCGGGGGGUAUGGGCCUCAGGCCCCAGGACAAAGCCCGCGCGUCCAUGAUCCGCAAUCUCCUCGCCCAGCGUCUCGUGGCCGGAAAGAUGACGCUGGAUCAGAAGAAGCUGGUACUAGAACAGCUCAAGGCACAGGGGAGUUUGGAGUACACCCGCCGGGCGAUCGAUGCACUGCACCAGGAGCUGGGCCUUUUGGCUCAACAAACGGGGUUGGAUAAGAUUGAGGAGUUGAUGUUGGUUUUGGCUGUUUUGAAGGUGUAA
Molecule: messenger RNA, 2211 nt
Organism: Dichotomopilus funicola
Lineage: Eukaryota; Fungi; Ascomycota; Sordariomycetes; Sordariales; Chaetomiaceae
Product: isoprenoid synthase domain-containing protein
Exons: 5
Coding region: 1-2211 (736 amino acids)
Biological process (GO): isoprenoid biosynthetic process
Molecular function (GO): prenyltransferase activity
Source: RefSeq, a predicted model, not a curated record